Messenger RNA from Protopolystoma xenopodis, 405 nucleotides. Lineage: Eukaryota; Metazoa; Platyhelminthes; Monogenea; Polystomatidea; Polystomatidae. The record is from the annotation of a GenBank genome assembly.
AUGUUUAUAGAGCAAUGCACCAUUCAUGCAAAUCAUUGUCUUCCUGCCUUAGAUUUUCACAGGAAAAACUGUCUAGGGAAUUCUCUUCCUUAUGCUCUAACCUCCUCGGAGGAUAUUUUCGGGGAUAACACUUAUAGUUUGGAGGCAUGGACUGCUUUGCGUGUCAUUCCAGCUUGUUGGGAUAAAUUGAAGUUUUUUCUCUGCUCCGUCUACAUUCCUGAAUGCUUCAACGCUUCCUAUGCCUGGCAUCGCCGUGCCUUAUUUGUCCAUGGUCAGCUUCCUGCUCCGGCGGCUGAUGCUGAUACUUCUUCUGCCGCUUCCAAGUUCAAGACCUCGAAUAAGUCUGUACUCGACCCUGGAGAGACGGCUUUGUCUAGAAGGCAUUCGACUAGAUGGCGUGUUGUG